UAGUUCUAACUUAGUUGUGUUAGUGUGCAUCGAUGGCAUAGUCAUAGUGUUUUGUGGUCGAGCUUAUCGAACAGGUGGUGUGUAUCGUGUGAAGAGGAUUUGGUCUGAUUAUGUGAUACACUCACCCGGCUGGAUGUUUCUUUGUUCAAGGAAAAGAUUGUUGUGAAUGCAACCGAAGUCCCGCCUUGGCUAGAUAAGGGGAAGACCAUCCUCAUUGAUAUGUGACCUUUUGGGUGAAACAAAAAAUAAAGUCUAGGUGGUUUAUGCUCAAAGUAGAUAAUAUCAUAUUGUUAAAUGUUGCAUGGUUUCUAGUCAGAUUGUGUUUCAUAUCUGUAAGUUGCUCAAUUGUUAUACUGAUGUGCGAAUAUCAAGUGCUUGAUUUCUAAUAUUCUAUUGAACAGAAACAUCUGCAUUCAUGUAUGCAGCACGGUGAAGAGAAGUCGAGCGUUUUUUGUAGUAGUAACAUCGAAUGGUUUGAUUUAGCAAAAACUGAAGAAAAUUUCUCGUUUUACCAGUUCGGUUAUAGCGCCUUUGAACUAGUUGGAAUGCUGCGUCGGUUCGUAGACUGUUGGCAAGUCGUCUGAAAGAUAAAGGGUUAGGCGAUGAAGCAGUGAUUUGAAUCCGACCUUCGAAAUGGAAAUCGUGCAAAAUAAGCACGUUGCUGAAGCAGAGAGUAGUUUUCCGAUGAAGCUCGCAGAUCAAGAAAAAUACAUCAGAAUAGACAACGAUAUCAUGACUCGUCGACUGAAGAAUCGAGAAAGGCAACGCAGAUAUAGAGCUCGGAAACGUUUAGAAGAAGAAAUAAAGAAGGCUUCAACCAUAAAACACCCUACUCAAACAGGAACAUAUUUUCAACCAAAUGGUGUUGCGAACAAUCCCUUGACUCGAGUUCAUUGUAGUCGAAAUUGGAAGAAGGAAGCAAGAAAUGCCAGUGUAUCAAGAGGGUUAGAAGAAGCCUCUUGUAAUAGUUCUAAUAUGGCUGCAAAAUCAUCAACCAGUGAGGGUCAAAUCCAGUGCCAGCCCUCUCAUCCCGAACCACAAUCAGAAACACGAUCACACUCAGAGCCACCUACCGAACAGCUCGUCUCAGAGACAGCGAAAAAGGUGCUCGGUCGAAGAAAUUGGAAAGCAGAUGCGAGAAAGAAGAAGAAUUAAAGAGCUGAGUUCGAGUUCGAGUUCGCAUUCCUAAAUUAUUGAUAACAUGUAUGACAUUAUUCUUAUGAUUUCGCUGUUGUAGUUGGGGCUUUUGCUGUGAUUUCGUAUCGUCUAGAACAAACAUUCAACCGAUGACGAUGACGAUGGCGUUGUAUGCAUAGAUUGGGUUGAGAAAGAAGGUAGAUCUCUCCCGGGUCGGGUUGAAGGCGAUCGGAAGUGUUUUCAAAUAUGUGUAAGUUUGGAGGUGUAGAUAUACAUGUUUAUUUAUCCCUGUUGAAUAUGGAUAUCCCUUAUAUUAAUGUCACACAGUUUGUUCAUUCUAA
Cucurbita moschata (crookneck pumpkin) is the source of this 1478-nucleotide messenger RNA. RefSeq lists its product as uncharacterized. The transcript has 2 exons. NCBI's taxonomy places the organism in Eukaryota, Viridiplantae, Streptophyta, Magnoliopsida, Cucurbitales, Cucurbitaceae. Bases 634 to 1155 code for a protein of 173 amino acids. The record is from RefSeq and is a predicted model, not a curated record.